GGCAACAUGGCGAAGUGUGGCGGAUGACUUACUCAGGAAAUGGGAAAAGUCGGCAUUUUUGAAGCAAUAGAUUCGCCUAAGUAAAAAAAGUAAGAUAAAAUACAGAGACGUAAUUCUGACACCAAAGAAACGUGUACGGGCGGUGCUUCGCUUCGCUGCGUUGCCAUGGAAUACAUUACAACGCCAAAGGUUGAACAAGUAAAACUGCUUGACAGAUACACCUCCAAGAAGCCAACGUUUGGGACACUUUAUCUGACAACGACCCACCUGAUUUACGUCGAAAAUAGUUCUGACACCCGGAAGGAAACCUGGAUUCUUCACCAUCACAUAGCAGCGAUUGAGAAGCUGCCCCUCACUGCUGCAGGCUGCCCCCUCCUCAUCCACUGCAAGAACUUCCACGUGGUUCACUUUGUCAUUCCUCGUGAGAGAGACUGUCAGGAUGUGUCCCAGUCCCUGCUUAAAUUGUCCCAACCAGCAAAGCACGAGGAGCUGUAUGCGUUUCUAUACAACCCAAAACAAGACGAGAACGACAGGAGAAUCGGGUGGGCCACUGUGGACCUGAAAAUGGAAUAUGAAAGAAUGGGAUUGCCCAACGAUUUGUGGGAAAUGACUGACCUUAACAAAAACUAUGGGAUUUGCAGCACAUAUCCUGCAGACUUGGCCGUUCCCUCUGCAGCGAGCAAGGCUACCAUCGUGGGUAGUUCCAAGUUCCGGAGCCGGGGGCGCUUCCCAGUCCUGUCAUAUUUCUACAAACAGAAUAAUGCUGCUAUUUGCCGCUGCAGCCAGCCGCUGUCGGGUUUCAAUGCACGUUGCAUGGAAGAUGAGCAGAUGCUGCAGGACAUCAGCAAGGCCAAUCCAAAGAGUUCCUUCAUGUAUGUGGUAGACACCCGACCUAAGCUGAAUGCUAUGGCGAACAGAGCUGCUGGGAAAGGCUAUGAGAACGAAGACCAUUACUCAAAUAUCCGCUUUCAGUUUGUGGGUAUUGAGAACAUCCAUGUGAUGAGAAGCAGUCUACAGAAGCUUGUUGAAGUGUGCACGGCGAAGUCUCCGACAAUGAGCGACUUCUUGACCGGGCUUGAGAAUUCAGGCUGGUUGCGUCACAUCAAAGCUGUAAUGGAUGCAGGGCUGUUCUUAGUAAAGGCUGUAAUGGAGGAGAAGGCCAGCGUGCUGGUGCACUGCUCAGAUGGCUGGGACCGCACUGCACAAGUCUGCUCUCUGGCCGGGAUCCUCCUCGACCCCUUCUAUCGGACCAUUAAGGGCUUGAUGGUAUUGAUAGAAAAAGAAUGGAUAUCUAUGGGUCAUAAAUUCACUCAAAGAUGUGGACAUUUGGAAGGAGAUCCCAAAGAAGUGUCCCCCAUUUUCACCCAAUUCAUUGAGUGCCUCUGGCAUCUGAUGGAGCAGUUCCCCUGUGCUUUCGAGUUCAAUGAACGGUACCUCCUUGAAAUCCACGACCACGUCUAUGCCUGUCAGUUUGGGAACUUCAUCGGCAACUGCCAAAAAGAGCGAGUGGAAAUGAAACUUCAGGAACACACCUACUCUCUCUGGCCUUUUCUCCUGGAGAGAAAACAGGAGUUCUUAAACCCACUGUAUAAGAGUUCUAUAAAUAAUGAAGUGCUGAAGCCGAACACUUUACCAUUCAAUUUCAAGCUUUGGUGUGGCAUGUAUAAUCGCUUUGAUAAGGGCAUGCAUCCAAGGCAGUCAGUCCUGGAUUGUCUGUUGGGACUGUCACAACAAAAAGCAAGUGAGGAAGAGAAGAUGAAUGAGCUUCAAAAAAAAUUCGAAGGCAUUGACGUGGUCUCACCAAACCAAGGCCAGUUCUGCCAGAUCAGUAUACCUGUUGAGAAAUCUUGCCUGGGGCUGUCCGCACCUUGUGCCUUCAGUGUCACCGAGAUCAAGAACGUGGCCACCCAGCCUAAUGGCACCGCGCAGGACUCGAAGGGAAGUUGUGCCAGUUAGAGGAAUCUGGAGGGAAACGCCUGCUGCAGAUCCUGGCGAAAGCAAACCACCUUCCUCUGAAGUGUUGCCAUGGAGACCGUAAAAACGAAAGAGUUUGAAACCUGUGCAGCAAUUGUCAAGUCAAAAAAGGGUGGUUAACUGGUAUCUGCUUGUGCCAAGUUCUGGUUACAUCUGCUAAAGAGGACCAGUAAUAAUUAAUAGACUAAUUACUGUCAUAAAAUAACCACACUGAUAGUAUGUAUAAUGACAGACAGUGCUGUACAAUUAAUCCGCGGUGGUUGUCUUUUAACAAGUGUAUGCAUCAGUUUGUUUAGCUGCUGACAGAAUAUUAUUUGUGCAGCUGUUGUCCACAUACUGAAUGUCGGACUUACAUGGCAAAAUAUUUGCAGAUAUUUGUUUUGCACAUUGAAGUAUGGCAGCGAGACUGAAUAUCAUGUUCAGUUGAAUUAAGUUUUUAAAAUGGAAUCAUAGGAACAUUUUGAAAGGAGAAUCGUUUUGUACUUAUUGUUUUGAAUCAUUUUGGAAAUUGUCAUAAUGCAGCUGCUACGGAUGAAAAUUUGUGAAUUAAGGAAAAACAAUGGUGAAAACGGAAGUACAUGUUAACAGCAAAUAUAACUAAUUUUUAAGAGAAUAUUUCCAAAGCAAAAUCACCAAGCUUUGGGUGAAAUUUUACAUAUUUGAUAAUGGCCACAAGGGAUUCAAGUAAUAAAAAUAUACAUAAAGGGUAACUUUUGAUAAGGGAAGGUAUAGGAAUAAAGGGUGAUGGCAGUGAAUUUGUUGAUUAAUUUAUAGAAAACAGCACAGAUGCAUGUUUUCUGACAUAAUGUGCUAUGUUGUUCCAACUUAAUUACUGUUUUUAACAUUUUAUAUUUUGAAUUGUCUAAUUUGGAAAUGCAUUAGUCUGUAUAUGUAUUUUAUAUUAGCAAUUUAACAAAGAUUAAAAUUUUGUUUAUCAAUUCUGUUUCUCCAAAAAAUGUAGCACAAUAGCACAUACCAAACAAAAAUAUCAUGGAUGCCUGGAUGAAGUUAGUUUGGUUGUUGUCAGAUGAUUUUGGUUACUUAUCCGGCCUAUUUUUCACUGUUUGCCUCACUGAAUUGUGUCUCAGCAUCUUAACUGUGUUUAUACAACAUGUUUACAUUGUAAAUAUAGUAUAAAUGUAUAAUAAAAAAUGAUUUCUGUGUGUGCUCAUAUGUAUAUCAACACACAUAAAUGUAUUAAAAAAUGUGUGACCAUUUCGGGAACGAUGACGCCCGUUUUGCCUAAAUGUGAGUAGACGUGUUGAAGAAUGGUGUUUCCUUGCUCUGUGUGUUCAGAGGACAGUGUCUGGAUUGCGCUGUUUUGUGUGGUGCCUCAAAAAAAAUCGAACAAUGAGUUACUGAACACCUGUUUUGUUAGCCAGAAAAUCUUGUUCACAGUGGUAAAUGAGAGCCUAUGGAGUGCAUUUUUAUAUAUUCAUAAGCAAUUUUAGUUAUGCCUUUUUAAAAAAUU
Molecule: messenger RNA, 3445 nt
Organism: Scleropages formosus (Asian bonytongue)
Lineage: Eukaryota; Metazoa; Chordata; Actinopteri; Osteoglossiformes; Osteoglossidae
Gene: mtmr8
Product: myotubularin related protein 8
Exons: 14
Coding region: 166-1956 (596 amino acids)
Biological process (GO): phosphatidylinositol dephosphorylation
Cellular component (GO): cytoplasm; nuclear envelope
Molecular function (GO): phosphatidylinositol-3,5-bisphosphate phosphatase activity; phosphatidylinositol-3-phosphate phosphatase activity
Source: RefSeq, a predicted model, not a curated record